AUGGAUGAAGCAAGAAAUUUACUUAAAGAGAAACUAGAGUGUUCAAAUAUAAGUGAAUUGAUUGGGGAUGUUGCUAAAAAAAAUUUUUCUUUUCUUAAUUACAUCAAAAUCUCAAAUGUCGGAAUUUUGGAACUCUACAAACAUCAAACAGGUGUAAUUUUAGCAUUUAUGAAAACCUUUAAUAGCUCGGGCCCAUCUUUUAUUCACUGCAAAUUAAGUUUUAAAACUGUACCCAAAAAUAAUAAAGGAAUACCGCAUGCGCUAGAACAUGUUAUUUUUAAUGGUAGUAAAAAUUUCCCAUAUAAUGACAGUAUUGACAAGAUUUCUAAUAAACUAUGUUGUCCAUAUACAAACGCUUUUACUUUAGACGAUUCAACCACAUUUGAAUUUGAAUGUACAAGUGAAUGGAGUCUUUUACAGAUGUUAAAAGUUUGGUUAGAUCAUCUAUUUUACCCACUUUUGUCGGAAGAAUCAUUUCUAACAGAAGUCGUGCAUUUAAACGGAAAUGCAGAGUAUCAUGGAGUAGUUUAUUCAGAAGUAUCUUCUUUUGAAAGGGACUAUGAUGAAAUUGUGGCAACUCUUUCAAAGUUUCAUGUUUUGUGUGAGAGCCCAGUUGAGAAAAAAAAACUUAAGCUUCAAUCUACAUGGGAACUUUACGAUAAAAUUAUUGAAAAAUAUAAUGGAAAAUACUCUUAUAUUUUUUCAUGUAUUGGGAGAACAACUGGACUUGAAAAACUUACUUUAAAUGAACUCAAAGAAUUCCAUGCAAACUUCUAUAAUCUGAGCAAUAUGCUAAUUUUCAUAUCUGGAAAUGAUAAUAUAAAUAUAAACAAUAUUUUUGGAGUAAUUGAAAGUUUUAUUAAAGAAAUAGAACCUAUUUCUGGUCAUAAAGAUUUUAAGAAAAUUAAAAUUUCACACACUCCAGUCGGCCAAAGACUAUUAUCCAAUGAAAAAUGUUGUUUUAGUGAAACUUUGAGUGAACAAACUUUUCCAUGGUAUCUAGAGAUUCCAUUUCCCAGCGAAGAAGAAGAUUUAGGUACUAUUAGUUUCUCAUGGAGAUUUGGGUCAUUCUCAAACUUUAAAGAAAUGUUAUCAAUAACUGUAUUGCUACAUUAUUUGUCUGUUGGAAGUGACUCCCCGCUAAUGAAAGAACUUGUAGAGGAUAAAUCAUACUGUUCAAAUGUAGAUAUGUUAAAUGUUUGUGAGAAAAAUAAAUAUCAUCAGAUUUUACUUCAAGGAGUUGAGACGGGAAAGUUUGAUAAAACGGUAGAUUUAUUUGAGAGAAUAAUCUCUGAAUUCCAAACUGGUGAAAGAAAAAUUAAUUUGAAUGACUUAAAAUGCAAGAUAGAAGGAUUAUACUAUGGCCAUUUAAUUUCAUUGGAAAAUAAAACUAUUGAUAUUGUUUUUCAACAACUUUCUGGUUUUAUAAAUUAUAGAGUAGACAAUUUCGAUGAAUUUGGUCUAUUUUGUAAUUUACAUAUUGUUCUUAAAGAAUUAUUAUCUGAAAAUUUGGAAUAUUGGAAAAAUCUUUUAAAUGAAGCUUUUUGUCUGAAAAAAAUGAAUGUUCUUGAAUUUUUCCCAAGCAAAAGAUUAUCAAAGGAAAUUACACGAAAAUUCAAGCAAGAUAGAAAAGAAAGAUUAGAUAAAAAAGGUCAAUCUUUCUUUCAGAAUAUUAAAGCAAAACUGGAAGAGGCAGUAAAAACAAAUAAAAGACGUUCUAUCACUCUCGAAACCCUUAACUACUUUAAUAUAACAUUCAAUUUAAAUAAUAUUAAUCUAAAUAAAGCUAGCAUUACUACAAAUGUGAAUUACUCUGAAAGCAAACUUGCUGAAAUUAAUGAAGGAAAUGAUAUAAUAUUUAAAAAAUUGAAAGUAGAUAGUAACCCAGAAUUACAAAUAAUGGAAAAUUGUUUGUACUUCUUUUUAGAAAAUUCAAAUACUGAGUUUGUGCACGCACAACUGAGAAUGAAUUUGGAUGAAAACCUCUCUAAUAUUGACAAAUUGCUUUCAUCUUUCCUAGUUGAAUUAUUACUCCAAACAUCUGUCAAAAUUAUAAAUCCAAUUGGCUCUAAAGUUUCUGAAAGUUAUUCGAAGCUAAGAGAAUCAAAAGGUUUCCUACCAGAUAUUAGUUGGUCAGACGGAGAAAUCAUUAAUUAUUAUGAUUUUGAUAAACUUUUAAAUACUUUUUGUAUUGAUUACUAUGCUGAAUUUAGUGAUGGAUGGAUUUUGGAUUCUAAUACAAUCCCAAAUCAAAUUAAAAUAAAUUGGACAACUCCAAGAGAAUAUGCAGAGUUCUCCUCAGUAUUAAUAAUGAGUGGAAUUUGUGGGAUGAAAUUGAGCAUUGAAAGAAUUUCAACAAUAGCGAGAAAUAUUCAAGGAACUAUUUGCGAACUAAAAUUGAGCGAAGAAAAUUUAAUUACUUGUGUUUCGAACUCUCUUUGUUUCUGUGAUCGGUCAAUAUUUAACAUUUCAAAUAUCCCAAAUUUCGACCAUAUUUUGAAAAUUUUGAUAAGAGAACCAAAAAAGUACCUUAUUGAAUUAGAACGGAUCCAUUCAAUCCUUAUUAAACCGUUCACUUUUGGUAUAUCAGAUAAUACUUCUUACAAUAACACUCAAUUUUCAUUAUUUAUAAUCGGAACAGAAAAGGUCAACAAAAUGAAUAUAUUCAAGUAUUUCUAUCUCAAUAAAAAUACUAAAAACCAGAAUUUAUUCGAUAGCAAAAUACCUAAUCCUGUUGACUCAGGUUUACUUCCAUGGGAAGCCCUUUCAAAAGCACUUCCAUUAAAACUUGGAAUAGAUUUUAAUUCAAAUAAUUCAUGUAAAUUUAGAGUCCCAGAAAAAUAUGGGUAUUCAAUUUAUUUACAGGUUCCAAGCUCCAGUACAGCAUGCUUUGUUCAGUCAAUUAAUUUAAAUACUUUUGGCUCUUUCUCUCCCAAAGGAUCUCACUUCUACAAUCCGGAUGUUCCAGCUCUUCUCGUACUUUCAAAUUAUCUGUGGGACCCUUGUUCACUACUUUUUGAGUCUAUAAGGGGUAACGGUUUGGCUUAUAGUGGAUGUCUGGACCUUUGUAUGUCCACUGGCCAGUUUUCUAAUUGUGUCUAUGAAUCCACAUCAAUUGGCGAGUCGUUGGUCAAGACUUGGGAAAUAUUCCGUGAAAUCUCUAUGGAUGAAAAUGAAAUUGCUGAAGAGAUAAAAAAAAAUAACAAAUUACCAAAGUACUAUGAAAGCCUUUAUAAAAAUUUGGAUCUGGAUGAAGCAAAGAGAAUUUCUGCUUAUAAAUUCAUUUCCAAACAUAAGAAGUUCAAUAAUUGGGCAAAACAACUCAACUUUGAUCUCAACGUUGGUAUUUCUCCGAACUUUGAUAAAUUCAUUAUCGGGGAAAUAUCAAAAGUUACAGUUGAGGACAUAAAAAGAGUUUCAAAUAAAUAUCUUAAACAUUUCUUACCCAACACAUCAAAUUUGGCACCUUCUAGCUGUAUAGCUUUCUGCGGCGGAGAAAACUCAGCUAUUGAUGCAAUGGAAGUCCUUAAGAAUUAUCAGAAUUUUAGGUUUAGUGUCAUUUCUUACUCUGAAUUUUCAAAACAGACAUUGAAAAACAUUAAAAUUUAG
Molecule: messenger RNA, 3609 nt
Organism: Cryptosporidium ubiquitum
Lineage: Eukaryota; Apicomplexa; Conoidasida; Eucoccidiorida; Cryptosporidiidae
Product: insulinase
Exons: 1
Coding region: 1-3609 (1202 amino acids)
Molecular function (GO): metal ion binding
Source: RefSeq, a predicted model, not a curated record